CACGUAUCUAGUUGAAGUCAUACUGUAGGCUACAGUAUAUCGGUAAGGUUAAUGUUUUGAACAUUAACAUGGAGCACAAAGUGGAAAAGCUGUGUGCGAAUGUUAGGUCCAACGAAGUGCAACACUGAGAAAAAUGUCAUGAGCCUCCAAUGCUGACUCAGUGAGAACAAGGCAAAUUGAUGCUUCAGAAUGGACAAGGCCUGCCCCAGCCAGGACCAAGACUCAGAUGUUUUCCAACUUCACGUGGACUUUUUCAGGAAGCUGGGUUACUCCACCACUGAAGUGAGGUGUGCCAUAGAGAAUCUGGGCUUAACUGCCGAUACCAACUCAGUACUUAGGGAGGUACUCCAAAACAGGGACAGCAAAGCUCCUGUGUCCAAUGCAGAGAUGAAAGAUAUGGCAGCAUUACACACAGCCCCCAUAGCUGGUCUAAAGAGCCCACAGAGACCCCAAAGAGACACUCCACAAGAGUCACUGGAGCAGGGGAGGGAUGGAGAGCUAAACCCUGUCGUCAUUGACGGCAGUAAUGUGGCCAUGAGUCAUGGAAACAAGGAGGUAUUUUCAUGCAGGGGCAUAGAGCUGGCAGUCAACUACUUCCUGGACAGAGGUCAUACGGCCAUCACUGUUUUUGUUCCUUCUUGGCGUAAGGAACAACCUAGACCAGAUGCUCCCAUCACAGACCAACACAUCCUGACGGAGCUGGAGAGAGAGAAGAUAGUGGUCUUCACCCCUUCACGACGUGUCGGGGGCAAACGGGUGGUCUGCUACGAUGACCGCUUCAUCAUCAAGCUAGCCCACGAUACCGAUGGCGUAAUAGUGUCCAAUGACACGUACCGCGAUCUACAGGGGGAGAGGCCAGAGUGGAAGAAAUGCAUAGAGGAGAAGCUCCUUAUGUACUCUUUUGUCAAUGACAAGUUCAUGCCUCCAGAUGACCCCCUAGGCCGUCAUGGCCCCAGUCUGGAUAAUUUCCUUAGGAAGAACCCACUACCAUCAGAGCAGAAGAGACAACUCUGUCCCUAUGAUAAAAAGUGCACUUAUGGGAUAAAGUGUAAGUUCUACCACCCUGAACGCACUCAACAGUCUUACCGCUCACUGGCUGACGAGCUGAGGGACAACGCUCGGCUCUCCACGCUGAAAGAGGAGAGGAACACCAAAGUGUCGCAAAGGUGGCCUCAAACUGAUCUAGGACCUCCUGUAAGCUCCUAUCAGCACACGUUGGAGCAUGACCUGGAGCACAGGCUGGUCUUAGAUAGGCCGAGCCCCCUCCACAAUGGCCAUGUGAAUGAGAAUCAGCCUCUGUACUGGGAUAGUGGUCGGCAGUUCACCAGAGAUUCAGGAGGCUUCUCUCAGCAUGACUGGCCUGUGAUGCCUCGUCCCCCCUCCAACAAUGACCAGCCCUACGUCAGCAUUUCCCACAAGCACCUGGAUUCCGGGCUGGGCUCAUAUGAGAGCCAGUAUUCCGAUGCCCCCCAUGGUCUCAGUAAGCCACUUAGGAGUAGGCAGGACAUCGAACAGCCUUGUAGGUGCUGCUCCCACGUGACAUCAUCCGCAGGCCCCCAGAAGCAUUGCAGUUACCCAAGCCCGGAGCCCCACUCCCAGCCAAGAUACAACACCUACCCGACCCCACAGUUCCCUCCGAGCAUCCACCACUACAGCCUGCCCAGCCACUUCCAGGACAGGGGUCCGCCACAGCAAAAGUACUGGUCUGACCCCUUCCAUGCAAUACCCCAGACAAGGACUUCCUGCAGCCUCCCAAGCCCUCCAGCCUGUCAUGGCCACUCAUGCUCCUACCAGGAGCAGCCCUCAUGGGGUUGCCCCAUGCCCCAGCCUUCUACUUUUGACCCAGACAGGGAGGAGCUCCGCAAGAAACUGCAGGCCAUCUUCAACCCCCAUCAUGUGGAUAUGGUCAUGGGGAUGUUCCCUCACCUGAGGGACCCCCAGAAGUUGGCUGCAGAGAUCCUUAACUUCAGGUCUCAGAGAGGAGCCUUCUGAUGUUCCCAUGACUUUCCUGGAUGUAUUUUAAUUGGUUAACCCUAAGCCAUUGCUGCGUAGUUUAGCAAUGUUUCACUGGGAACCGCACAGCUUACUCUGUUUUCCUGGAGUGAAGGCAAACAAAGGUUGGUUGUUAAGUGCCUUCUCUAGAAAUUAGUUGGUUGAAUGAUUUUUUUGUACCUUUAUGUAUUGUCUGGUUUCAUGUUUUGUGAAAAUGAGAUGUUGACUUGUUCUAAGUUAAAAACAAUUGUAUGACAUUUGAGUCAAAAGUGAUCUCUACAACCACAUGUACUUUAGCCUUUACCUAGAAACUGUAAACUUAGACUGUUGAUACAUAUUGUAUCUCUUGGGAAUUCUUGCACAUUGAUAUAGUGUCCACGCUUCAGUUCUCAUGCAAUAAGGAACAACGUCUCCAUCCAAAUGGACACAUUUUCCUACGAGUUUUGUUACAUUGUGGAUGUGUUAAUGAUAGGGGUAUAUAGACAGUGUUUCAUACAGUAGGCACAUCAGUAUGUUGUGUAAAAGAUCUGAACUGUCAGUAAUCUGUCGGCCUCCAGCCACUAUAAGUUAAUUAACAGCAACCAGUACACAGUAUCAGCCUAGCCUUGCUAGCCACAACCUAUCCAAAGGAGCUCUUCUUUGUCAAAUUUGUAAACACACUACUUUUGUUUUAAUUGAGUGCGGUCUGUGCAACUGAUCCUUCUUCUGGUUAAAGUUAGAUGUAUUUCACUGUUGUGUAGUAGAAAAAACUUUAGUCAAAGGUACUGUAAAAUGCACCGGUGUAACACUGUGUGUACUUAGUUAUUACGGGCAUAGGAUUUUAUUUAUCCAAAUAUGCAUAAACUAUAUUUGGAGAGCCAGAGAGAGGAGUCUCUCUGAAACGAGAGAGAGAAAGAGAGAGAGAGAGAGAGAGAGACAGAGAAAGAGAGAGAGAGACCAACCAGGACUGGAACACACACCCAAGGAGACUGACAGUAAACAGAAGGGGCAGGGAACACCAGGAACUCAAGCUAAACAGGGGCACAGUGCCGUUGUUGUGACAUGGAGUUAAAUUCCAGUCUGUUUCAGGUGUUCUAGAUAAAGGGUGAUUGUAGGUAUCACCUCUAGAUCUCAUGGGAAUCCUUGUGACCCUAUACUUUAGAAAUACAAUAAGACUACUCUCUACCUCCAACACCUUGUCUCCUCCUCCAGCAACACGAAACAGAACGGUCUGUUCCUUUGUGUACAUUCUUAGAAGACACCAAUGAAUGUCGUCUGACUAAAACGACAGGAUCAGCACUGAAAGAGCUUGAGAAUACCAGACUGAAUAAGAUACACGUAAGGCCAUGAGAAAACUAUGUAGUUAGUCUUCUCCUUGCCUGGCAUUCACAGACAAACAAACAGAGCUGGGACAGGCAUGAGAUUCCAAGGAUUCCGGAUAGCCAUUCAUGUCUGGAGGAGGGGAUCCCUUUAUGUUUUUUUCAUGUCUUCUUUGAGGGGUUUAGGUGAUGUUCCAUGGACAUAUGGGAAGUCAUAUGUGAACACUGCUUGUAAAAAGGGCUGUACAAAUAAAAUAUUAUUUGAUUUCA
Messenger RNA from Hypomesus transpacificus, 3560 nucleotides. RefSeq names its product endoribonuclease ZC3H12A (gene zc3h12aa). Gene Ontology annotation, cellular component: nucleus; cytoplasmic ribonucleoprotein granule. The transcript is spliced from 6 exons. Gene Ontology annotation, biological process: nuclear-transcribed mRNA catabolic process, RNase MRP-dependent; 3'-UTR-mediated mRNA destabilization. Bases 190 to 1992 code for a protein of 600 amino acids. Gene Ontology annotation, molecular function: RNA endonuclease activity; mRNA binding; metal ion binding. Lineage: Eukaryota; Metazoa; Chordata; Actinopteri; Osmeriformes; Osmeridae. The record is from RefSeq and is a predicted model, not a curated record.